Messenger RNA from Coregonus clupeaformis (lake whitefish), 900 nucleotides. Its product is annotated as kappa-type opioid receptor. Lineage: Eukaryota; Metazoa; Chordata; Actinopteri; Salmoniformes; Salmonidae. The record is from RefSeq and is a predicted model, not a curated record. The transcript is spliced from 6 exons. Gene Ontology annotation, cellular component: neuron projection; membrane. Gene Ontology annotation, biological process: sensory perception of pain; G protein-coupled opioid receptor signaling pathway; neuropeptide signaling pathway. Gene Ontology annotation, molecular function: neuropeptide binding; dynorphin receptor activity. The coding region runs from base 1 to 900 and encodes 299 amino acids.
AUGUCGCCCAUCAUCCCUAUUAUAGCAGUGAUGUACUCUGUAGUGUUUGUGGUCGGACUGGUUGGAAACUGUCUGGUCAUGUUUGUCAUCAUCAGGUACACUAAGAUGAAUACGGCCACCAACAUCUACAUCUUUAAUCUGGCUGUAGCCGAUGCCCUCGUGACCACCACCAUGCCUUUCCAGAGUACUGACUACCUGAUCAACUCCUGGCCCUUUGGAGAGGUGGUGUGUAAGGUGUUUAUCAGUAUAGACUACUACAACAUGUUCACCAGCAUCUUCACUCUGACCAUGAUGUCAGUGGAUCGAUAUGUAGCUGUGUGUCACCCGGUCAAGGCUCUGGACUUUAGAACUCCUGUGAAAGCGAAGAUCAUCAACAUUCUCAUCUGGGUUUCAUCCUCCGCUGCCGGUAUCCCUGCUCUGGUGCUGGGCAGCACACAGAACAACAACGAGGUGAGUACUACAGAGUGUGCCCUCCAGUUCCCUGACCCCUAUAUCUACUGGGACAGAGUGAUGAAGGUCUGCGUGUUCAUCUUCGGCUUCGUGGCACCCCUCCUCAUCGUCAGUGUGUGUUAUACCCUAAUGGUGCUGCGUCUGAAGAGCGUGCGACUGCUCUCCGGCUCCCGGGAGAAGGACCGGAACCUGCGGCGGAUCACCCGGCUGGUUUUGGUGGUGGUAGCAGUGUUCGUAGUCUGCUGGACGCCUAUCCACAUCUUUAUCCUGGUUAAGGCGCUGGCGCCCUCCGGUGACGUUCUCGAGACCACGCCCGUCAUGGCGGCCUACUUCUUCUGCGUUGCCCUGGGUUACACCAACAGCAGCCUCAACCCCAUUCUCUACGCCUUCCUGGAUGAGAACUUCAAACGCUGCUUCAGGGACUAUUGCUUACCGCUUGCCAUGCGGUAG